Molecule: messenger RNA, 790 nt
Organism: Triticum aestivum (bread wheat)
Lineage: Eukaryota; Viridiplantae; Streptophyta; Magnoliopsida; Poales; Poaceae
Product: 60S ribosomal protein L37a-1
Exons: 5
Coding region: 151-429 (92 amino acids)
Biological process (GO): translation
Cellular component (GO): ribosome
Molecular function (GO): structural constituent of ribosome
Source: RefSeq, a predicted model, not a curated record
CAGCAACGAGGCCCAUCCGUGUUCACACACGUAUAAGACCUACCACGCCGCCUCCAUUCCGAGACCUCUCGCCCGCGCCGCCGCCUCCCUGCCCUCUUUGCCGCCGCCGCCGCCGCCCGUUGUUGCGGACGCCUCCUCCUCGCUGACGAGAUGACGAAGCGCACCAAGAAGGCUGGAAUCGUUGGCAAAUAUGGUACAAGGUACGGUGCCAGUCUGCGUAAGCAGAUCAAGAAGAUGGAGGUCUCCCAGCACUCCAAGUACUUCUGUGAGUUCUGUGGCAAGUUUGCCGUGAAGAGGAAAGCAGUCGGAAUCUGGGGAUGCAAGGACUGUGGGAAGGUUAAGGCCGGUGGUGCCUAUACCAUGAACACCGCCAGUGCGGUCACUGUCAGGAGCACGAUCCGUCGCCUGAGGGAGCAGACUGAAGCUUGAUCGCGGUCAAUCUGACAAAGGAGCCUCUGGAUUUUGUAGUUCAGACGAGACUCAUUCGACGCAAUAUAGCCUAAAUUGACAACAUACAAUGUUAUUUAUCGGCUUGUUGGGGUUCUGAAUGUAUCCAGCUACGUUACAAUGUGUGUCUCGUUUAUCGUGCUUAGUUGAUUGUCUAAGGGUAUUCGUUGUGUGUGUCGUUGGUUCUUGAAUCUUAAUGCUAUUGUCAUCUGUUCUUAGAAGAACUAGCGGGGCCGCCUGUGCAUUUGUGCUUCUAUUUGCAUUGACUUUAGCUGUUGUUCAUAUAAAUUGAACAUGUUUCGAACAGAAAAUUUACUUGACUUGACCGUCAGGAUUGCCCUCA